AUGACCACCGCACCGCUCGUUAGACGCCCCCGGCACGGCCCCCGCAUGGACGCACAGAGCCGGUCGGCCGAAGACGAGGAAGACAACGAUGGGCGGCCAGGGAGGCUCCUCGAACCUUCCCAACGGCUGCCUGGAGCCCGGCUACUGCGACUUGUUGCUCUGCAUGAUCCUCUACUUCGCGCUGGUCAUGGGGGCUGCCUUUCUGGCCGCGUACUACUCGUUACCGACAAGCACCAGUACUGCCGCGUGAUCAACGGCACGGCGAGCAAUGCCGGCGGUCGCAGCGGCGCCGCGGCCGCUCUCUUCGGCCUCCUGUACGCGACCGUGUUCGUGCUGGGUGUGUCGGGUAACGGACUGGUGUGCGUCGCGGUACUGCGCCGCCAAACCAUGCGCACCGUCACCAACCUGCUGGUGGCCAACCUGGCGCUGUCGGACAUCUUGCUGUGCGCGCUAGCGGUGCCCUUCACGCCGCUCUACCUGUUCCUGGGCCGGUGGCCGUUCGGCGCCGCCCUCUGCCACCUGGUGCCGUUCGCGCAAGGCGUCAGCGUGUACGUGUCCUCGCUGACGCUGACGGCGAUCGCGGUGCACCGGUUCCGCGCCGUCGUGCACCCGCUGCGACCGCGGCUGCUGCGGCCAGGAUCGUGCGGCAUCCUGUGCGUCGCCCUGUGGUUGGCCAGCGCGCUGCUGACGCUGCCUUACGCCGCGUUCGUCCGCCUGGUGCGCCACGAGCGCGCCGCCUACUGCGAGGAGGUGUGGCCCUCGGUUCGCGGGCGCCAGCUGUUCGGCGCGCUGACCACCGCCGCCCAGUUCGUGCUGCCGCUGGCCGUGGUGGGGGGCUGCUACGUGCGGAUCGGACAGCGCCUGCGCGGUCGCCGCCGCCGCAGGGCGCACCGCACGCAGCUGAUGUUGCUCGCCAUGGUGCUGGCGUUCGCGCUCGCCUGGCUGCCGCUCAACGCGUGCAACCUGUUGGCCGACUUCCACACGGCCUCGCUGGGAUGGCCCAUGGGCGACGUGCUGUUCCUCGCGGCGCACGCGGCCGCCAUGAGCUCGACGUGCUAUGACCCGCUCCUGUACGCCUGGUUCAACGACAACUUCCGGCGCCAGUUCGUGAGCAUGCUCCACCCCGACGAGCAGCAGAACACCAUGCUCGAGACGCUGCGUAGCGACGACCCGCGGUGCAAGGCGAGCGAUCACAACCGGUGCCCAUCUGCCCAGGCAUUCAACACAGAGACGGACGCAACGCGAAGCGUCGCUGCCACAUUCGUGUGAAUAAACAUUUUUCCGUAGCCGUCGGCGGUUCCGUGCAACACAUACGUUCGAGACUCAAGACUGACCUCAACACCAUUUCGACUGGGGCUUGUUACGCCACAAACAGCGGCGAUGUGGGUUCAUGUGCCUUUCUUGUGUCGUGUUUUUUUUUUUUCGCCAUACUAUUCCAAGACGGAACUGACUACGAGUUCCACUAAUUAGUAAGGAGAUUUCUCUUUUCCCAUGAUAGUACGCGUUUAGAUGCGCUUGGCGUGUUAUAUUAAUGCACGCAAACAGGCAACCGCCGAGCGGAGCGAGCGCGAGCACCAACAACCACCGUCUUCUUCGUCUUCUGCUGGCGCCCGUAUCUCUCACUGCACCAAUGCUACGUAACUUCACCGCCCCGAAUAAACUGCAGCGACUGAAAACAUUUCAUCAUUGGGACAUCCAUAUGACAAUCCGUCAUCCACGUACCGCUUCGAAGACAAAUAGGACGCAUGGCGGACGUCCAAUUUCGGAUAUCCUAUCAAGGACAUCUCAAAUAUGUCGCAUCUGGACUUUUUUAGCGAUUAAGGUAUGAAACGCGAAGUUCGGUUGAAUAACCUGACCGAAAGCCCUACUGUUUAAAUGAUAAUAGAUUACAUUUUGCUAGGUAAGAUGCUAAACGUGUAUGAAAAUAAAUUACAUGCAGAAUCUCCUCUUAUCUAAAUGAUGCGCAAGCAUUUGUUACUGAACGCGUGCUGUUUCGUCGUUUACUGCUGCAUUUCGCAAAACUACGAGAAGCACCGCGAAAGAAUCGUGAAACGGAGAAGCGCAGUUGCAACACCGAAAUGUCAACUGAGACAUCAGCAUGAGACGACGAAGAUGAGGCAUAGUAGCAGUGUUCGCGAACGUUAUAGAUGACUCCCAGACGAUGUGGACGUGGGAUGAAAUGACAAGAAAUUUUGUAAAUUAAGCAAAUAUAUGCAACAUUUAUUGUGUACACUGUCUCUUGCUUACUUCCUGUUGCGUUUCUUCUUUCGCUUCAAAUUUGAGGAUGGUGCAUUUGGGUGGUGCCGCUGCUUCGUGGAAGAUGAGCACUGGCCGAGGCGUGCUGUAGUACGUGGCAUAAUUGAACAGGGUCGCGUUUGGUAGACCUCGAAUAAACGUGGUCGAUGACGCUGCCUUCUCUCGAUGCGAACCAUUAUCAACCGUACGCCGGCGACGGCUGUGUAUGGCGCGGCCGCGCGGGCCUUAUCUUGUAAGCGACCUGCGAUGGGGACACAGUACUCCGAGUGCUGAUAGCUUUGUGUGCGCAGUGCUCCCGCCGUGUAGUUCGCCUUGAAGCAAGAGGCAGCACGAAGGUCAAUUCGCUCGCUGCUGCAGGCCAUAUCUUGAAAGCGAUUGUGUUGCGUAACGGACGGACGGGUUUCCUCGUUGGAUACGUACGGAAACGCUUACACAUUUAAGUCUUUCAAUUAUUGUAAUAAAAAAAUUUUAAAAUUAAAUUCUGGUGUUAUACG
This is a messenger RNA of Dermacentor andersoni, 2750 nucleotides long. Its product is annotated as prolactin-releasing peptide receptor-like. Gene Ontology annotation, molecular function: neuropeptide binding; neuropeptide Y receptor activity. Gene Ontology annotation, cellular component: neuron projection; plasma membrane. The record is from RefSeq and is a predicted model, not a curated record. Lineage: Eukaryota; Metazoa; Arthropoda; Arachnida; Ixodida; Ixodidae. Gene Ontology annotation, biological process: G protein-coupled receptor signaling pathway.